CUGGUCAUUCAGUCAUUCGAGUACAUUGCGCUACGGCAUGACAUCUCAUCCUAUCGACCUUGGCCAGAAUUUACAGGCGAUGUUCGACUGUUAGGAACAAUGCUGUCAACCCUCUACGCGUUUGAGCUGUUAUAUCGUCCGACCAUGAAACCACAUGCGAUCGCUUACUUGAUUCGAAGGCUGGAGGAAGAUCGACUGCCUAUCUACAAAGAGGUCGGGCUGCUCUGGCUGUUCCAGGGAACGACUGAACAGAUCACGUUGAUAGGCGCGAUCGGACUGAGGACCGGGUGGAACCCUCAAACCGUCUCCAAGAUCCUGCACUUUGCCGCUUUCCAGACAGGUCUCAUCAACUGGACAGAGAGAGGCAACUUGAUGUGGGUGUUUGCAUUAGGAUUGAUCUGGACGCAGUUCCGCUCAAGUCCCAUUUCCUUGGCUCGCCGUCUGAAAAGGCAGUCUGUCAAUUCGUCAUCGUCACCGUCAACCUCAAGCGCUAUCGCCGCCCCGAUACUAGCCACCCUACAAGUCGCGUUGGAAGAGGUGGAGAAGUCCAUUGAUGCCAAGAUGGACGUGGUGGGCACGACAGGCGGAAACGAUACCGAGGUGGUACUAUAG
This is a messenger RNA of Filobasidium floriforme, 612 nucleotides long. RefSeq lists its product as uncharacterized. NCBI's taxonomy places the organism in Eukaryota, Fungi, Basidiomycota, Tremellomycetes, Filobasidiales, Filobasidiaceae. The annotation marks the transcript as partial. The transcript is spliced from 6 exons. The record is from RefSeq and is a predicted model, not a curated record.